AUGAAAGAGUUGACUUCCUUCGAGAAGGAGAAUCAAAAGAUUAUACUGGAUUUUCUGGACCACAUCUGGACUAACAGGCUGCUACUUUUCACCGGACCUGGUGGGACGCUGCAUGCAGGAGACGCUCAGACAUCUCCACCAUGGAAGACCAAGCUGCUGUGUGUGCUGAAGAAAGGCGUAAAGAGAAUCGCCCGCCAAGAUUUCAGGCACCAGUUUAGACUGGGGGAAGUUCCUGGAUACCCAAUGGAGCACCUACCUGUGGUCAUCUCUGAGGUGCUGGUAUUUGUGCUGUCCAACGGGCUUAAACGUGAGGACUGGCCGCGGGUGGUUUCUGAAGACAUCCAUCGCCACCUGGAGAGAUUCAGAAGCAAGGUGGUGACUCUGAGAGGCCACGCAGAGGGAAGAACCCUGCUGCCUCUUCCCCUGUGUGUGCAGAGAGCACAACCCCAAGAUAUUGGUUUUAGCCCGACUGGAUGGCCACUGGACCAUGGCUUGUUAUACUCUAUAGAAACUUUAAUAGUUCAGUGGUCUGGACAGAUCUGGAAUGUGCUUAAGAAAGACUCUGGCAUGCUUCUGCUUCAGGGAGACCACCCAGGUCCCAACGUGGAGAUCCGGUUUUGGUCCAACCAGAGGGAAAACCUACUGGGCAUCCAGUCCCAAAUCCAGAGCUCCAAAGUGGAGCAAAUCAUGGAGAUCCUGAGAAGAGUGAAGAGCAGUUACUACAAUGCCUUUAAGGAUGUCUGUGUCAAAGUCGACGACGAUCAGCAACUUAGAAGAGAGGAGUUUUUCACAGGUGGAACCUCUACUACCUCCUCUUUUCACACUUUUUGCCUCAUCUGGAGUCAUUCCCAGUACUACUGCACCCCACAGCGCAUGGUGGUACUCUUGCGAGAGUUCUCUAAUCUGAUCAUAGAAAAGGCCUUUGCGUACCUUAUUCCUGAAGAACUGUUUAAGAUGGAACUCGAGGAAGGGAUGGAGAGAGUGCAAAUAAGCAUCUCAGUUCUGCGUUCCUUCAAGGGACUGUUUCACACUUACCGUCAGCAGAUACCUACUUACUACAAGCACGAGAAGAACACCAAGUUGUGGGACUUUCCUGCAACACUUAUCUUCAAGCGUUUAGACUGCAUCAUGGAAAGGCUUCUUAUGAUUGAGGACAUUUUUGCGACCGCCCUGGACUUUCUGAAGCUGGAAAAGGUUGAACUUGGUGGAUCGAGAGGAAAAAUCUUAAGUGAGAUGGUGUUCAGCAUGAGCGAAGAGUUUCAUGACCGCUGGCGGACCCUGAGAGAGAGCAAAUACGACCCCUUUGACUACACUAAUGAUGAUUUUGUGCAUCAUCACAGGCGUUUUGUGGAGCAGAACAAAGAUUUUGACCAGAGGCUUGGGACUGUCCUCAAUUUGGCCUUUCACCACUCCAAAAACCUGAAUUCAGCCUUUAAGCUGUUGAAGAUAUUUGGCAGUCUUCUGGAGAGACGCAGAAUCCGAGAGUUGUUUUCUCCUAACUACAAUAUAUUGCUAGCCAUGUUCAACCAGGAAAUAGACCACUGUCAGGUUAUACUGGAUCAGCACAGAGAAGGGCUGCAGUCUGGUUGUGCAGUUCUGGGAAAAAACAUGCCCUCUGUGGCUGGGAACCUCAAAUGGUCGCAAGAACUCCGGAGCCGCAUCCUUACCGACAGAAGCAACUUCUGCCAGUUGCCUCACAUGCCUCUGGGGAGUGCUGAGGCAGACGAGGUGCUCAGGAAGUGUGAACAUCUUCUUGAGAUUUUGGAAAAGCAUGAUGAAGAGCUGUUUUCAGAGUGGACUGAGGGGCUGGAGGAUGUCUUACAAAUGCAUCUCAGACAGUCGCUGUUAACACUAGACAAUGAGACAGGCCUUUUCCAGGUCAACUUCAGUCCUGCUCUGACGUCUGCGUUAAGGGAGGUGAAAUAUCUGAGCAUCCUGAAGAUCCAAAACAUUCCCAAAGCAGCUCUACAUCUGUAUUCUAAGCAGGAGAGAUUAUACCUGUACACACAGACACUAACCUUAGUGGCCCAGUGGUACAACAAGCUAAAAAGCACCAUCUUGGCUGUAGAGCUGGGGCUGGUGAAAGACGAGAUGGACGGUGUGAGACAACAGCUGGAACCAGCCCUUAAGGAGCUGACUUGGGAUCAGGAUGACCUUUGGGACUACAUUCACAGUACACAACAACUGGUGAAGAGCAUUUCUAGUCGAGUCCAGAACAGCAAAGCUAAUGUUGAAGCCAUUCAGGCCCUCAUGGUUAAAAUCAGCAACCAGGCAUCAUCAUCACCAGAAAGA
Fundulus heteroclitus (mummichog) is the source of this 2292-nucleotide messenger RNA. Its product is annotated as dynein heavy chain 11, axonemal-like. The transcript has 16 exons. Lineage: Eukaryota; Metazoa; Chordata; Actinopteri; Cyprinodontiformes; Fundulidae. The annotation marks the transcript as partial. The record is from RefSeq and is a predicted model, not a curated record.